AUGGAAAAAUUCUGUUUAAUUGCUGGAGAUGUGAUGGACGAGCGACCUGCUUACCCCUCUCAUUCUCUCUCACCAUCAGCAUCAUCAAGAAUUGCACCAACUCCCAAUGGUGUGGCCAUUGGUUUAGAUGAUGAUGUGAUGGCAAUAAAGGAUAGGCUUUGUGGUCUCUCUUCCAAACUCAAACUCAUACCCAUAUUGGGAAUGGGUGGCAUUGGCAAGACCACUCUUGCUAGAACUGUUUAUGAAGAUCCAUUAAUCAUGUAUCGUUUUCAUAUUCGUGUUUGGCUUACAAUAUCACAAGAUUACAAUGCACGGAAAGUUCUUUUAAGUCUUGUAGAUUCGAUGAAACUGAUGGAAGAACAUAUGCCAAGAUUAGAGAUGGAUGAUGUUUCAAUACUGGCGGAGAAAGUGUAUAAAAACUUGAAGGGUAGGAAGUAUCUCGUGGUAAUGGAUGAUGUGUGGAGCACAAAGGUUUGGGAUGAUGUAAGGAAUGUAUUUCCGGAUGAUGGCAAUGGAAGUCGAAUCAUGUUAACUACAAGGCUAGCGGAUGUUGUCAAAUGA
Molecule: messenger RNA, 561 nt
Organism: Salvia splendens (bonfire salvia)
Lineage: Eukaryota; Viridiplantae; Streptophyta; Magnoliopsida; Lamiales; Lamiaceae
Product: disease resistance protein RPP13-like
Exons: 1
Coding region: 1-561 (186 amino acids)
Molecular function (GO): ADP binding
Source: RefSeq, a predicted model, not a curated record